AUGGAUACCCCAAAUGUGAGAGAUGAUGAGGUAGUGAAUGAUAAUCAUGUUGUAUUGAUGGGGAAUGAUGAUGAUGAUGUGGUUUUAGAGCCAACACCGGAAAAUGAUGAUGAUGGUGUGCCGGGAAAUGAUGAUGAUGGGGUUUCAGAUCCAACGUCGGGAAAUGAUGAUGAUGGAGUUUUAGAACCAACACCAGGAAAUGAUGCUGAUGGGGUUUCAGAACCAACGCCGGGGAUGUUUUUUAAAACUGAGAAAGAACUCAUUUACUACUACAAGCAAUAUGGGAGACAGGCUGGAUUCGGCAUAAUGACCCAAAGAAGUAAAAGGGAAGAUGAUGGGAGUGUUAGAUAUGUAACACUUGGGUGUGCUCGUGGCGGUAAGGCAAGGAAACGUAUUACCAACAUUUCUAAACCACGCCCGACAACGAAGACUGAUUGUAAGGCGAGAAUUAAUGCAGUUUUGGCUGAUGGUGUUUUACGUAUAAUUACUGUCUGCAAUGCACAUAACCAUGGGUUAAGUCCACAAAAUGCAAGAUUUUUUAGAUGUAAUCGAGCAAUCGAUGAUUCUGUGAAGAGGCAGUUAGAUAUUAACGACAAGGCAGACAUAGGUAUGACCAAAAGUUUUAACGCAUUGGUUGUCGAGGCUGGUGGUUUUGAGAAACUUCCAUUUAUUGAAAAAGAUGCAAGGAAUUAUAUAGAUAAGGCUCGACACCUUAGACUUGGCAAAGGAGGUGCUGAUGCACUUCGUGGUUAUUUUGAGAGGAUGCAGUAUAAGAAUGAUGAGUUUUACUCAUCAAUGGAUUUGGAUGAUGAGGGUUUGAUAUCAAGUAAAAAUACUGAAACAUUUGUUUGGUUAUUUGACACUUGGUUGAAAUGUAUGGAUGAGAGGGCGCCAAAAGCUAUUAUCACUGAUAAAGACAGGGCCAUGAAAAAUGCUAUUGCAAUAGUCUUUCCAAAUACCCGGCAUAGAUACUGUUUGUGGCACAUAAUGAGAAAACUACCAGAGAAGUUGGGCUCACAUGCUGAAUUUAAGUGUGGGUUGAAAAGUGCAUUGCAGAGAUGUGUUUAUGAUUCUCAAACUUCUGACUAG
Molecule: messenger RNA, 1089 nt
Organism: Juglans regia (Persian walnut)
Lineage: Eukaryota; Viridiplantae; Streptophyta; Magnoliopsida; Fagales; Juglandaceae
Product: protein FAR-RED IMPAIRED RESPONSE 1-like
Exons: 2
Coding region: 1-1089 (362 amino acids)
Source: RefSeq, a predicted model, not a curated record